Molecule: messenger RNA, 1209 nt
Organism: Amphiprion ocellaris (clown anemonefish)
Lineage: Eukaryota; Metazoa; Chordata; Actinopteri; Pomacentridae
Gene: rcl1
Product: RNA terminal phosphate cyclase-like 1
Exons: 9
Coding region: 76-1194 (372 amino acids)
Biological process (GO): endonucleolytic cleavage of tricistronic rRNA transcript (SSU-rRNA, 5.8S rRNA, LSU-rRNA); ribosome biogenesis
Cellular component (GO): nucleolus
Molecular function (GO): RNA endonuclease activity
Source: RefSeq, a predicted model, not a curated record
GUACUCUCGCCUCUCCCACUUCCUGGACCAAACACACGUGGAUCUCACUGACGCCACUCACAAAACAACAAUAACAUGGCCAGCCAGGGGCUCUCCUACGACGGCUGCAAUUUCUUCCGACAGCGGCUGGUCCUGGCCACUCUGAGCGGGAAGCGGGUGAAGAUUAAAGGCGUCCGGAGCAGAGAGGACAACCCGGGAUUGCGCGAUUUUGAGGCCAGUUUCAUCAGGCUGCUGGACAAAGUGACAAAUGGCUCCAGAAUAGAAAUAAAUCAAACAGGUACUGUGUUGUUCUACCAGCCCGGCCUGUUGUAUGGAGGCUCCGUAGAACACGACUGCAACCCACAGCGUUCCAUCGGAUACUACCUGGAGGCUCUGCUCAUGCUGGCUCCGUUCAUGAAGACGUCCCUGAAGGCCACUCUGAGGGGAGUGACCAACGACCCCACAGACCCAACAGUCGACCUGCUGAAGUCCGCGGCCAUCCCUCUGAUGAAGCAGUUCGGGAUUGAUGGAGAGGGCUUUGAUAUCAAGGUGGUGAAGAGGGGGAUGGCACCUGGUGGGGGAGGAGAGGUGGUCUUCAAAUGUCCAGUCCGGAGGAGCAUCAAACCAGUUCAGCUGACGGAGCCCGGCAAGAUCAAACGGAUCAGAGGAGUAGCAUAUUCUGUGCGAGUUUCUCCUCAGAUGGCCAACAGGAUCGUGGACUCAGCGAGGAGCGUCCUCAACCAGUUCCUCCCAGACAUCUACAUCUACACGGACCACAUGAAGGGAGCAAACUCUGGAAAGUCCCCAGGUUUUGGUUUGACGCUGGUGGCGGAGACACUGAACGGCUGCUUCCUCAGUGCAGAGAUGUCAUCCACACCGCAGGGGCAGGGAGACCCCGUACUGCCGGAGGACCUCGGUAGAAACUGUGCCAAGCUGCUUUUGGAGGAGGUGCAUCGGGGUGGCUGCGUGGAUUCGUCCAAUCAGAGCCUGGCGCUGCUCUUGAUGACCCUUGGCCAACAGGAUGUGUCGAAGGUUCUGCUCGGACCGCUCUCCCCGUACACGAUCGAGUUCCUCAGACACAUUAGAGAUUUCUUCCAGAUCAUGUUCAAGAUCGAGGUCCAGAAGCCUUUAGAAGACGAGAGGAAAGGAGGCGACAAAGUCCUGAUGACCUGUUUAGGAGUUGGUUACAGCAACAUUAACAAAUCCAUUAAAUAGUAUUUUUUAUAUAAA